UAGAGCAAAAAGGUAUGGGAAAUGAAAUGCGAGCUAGGUUUAUAAAAGACGAGGUGGUUCAUCGAGUGAUGGGUUAAAAAUUUCAGAGAGCUAUUUGUGGCCUGCCGCCUCACACGCCAGAUACAGACAGAACAGCAUGGAGACACUUCUUUUUCUAUUUCCUCAAUUCAACUACAUGGCCCCAAAGGAGGAAGCAUAUUUCAAAAUGCUUGGUCCAGAAGACUUGCAGGCACCAAAGAUGAAGGACGAUUCUAGCAGACAGAAAGACAAGGAGAGGAAGAGCCGACUAAGCCUUUUUCUCACCAAGUCAGGCUCCCAUGAAAACGUCAGUCCCCAUAAAAAGACAAAUACGGCAUCCAGCAACAUCUCACCAGAGGCAGCUUUGCAAUGGAGUGACUCCUUUGAAGAACUGCUAAAGCACUCAGAUGGUGUAGAAACCUUCUCUCAGUUCCUCAGGACAGAGUUCAGUGAGGAAAACAUCGAGUUCUGGUUGGCCUGCGAAGAAUACAAGACCAUUGAUUCUGAGACAAAGCUGCUGUCCAAAGCCAAAUAUAUUUAUACAGUAUUUAUCGAAUCGGAGGCCCCUAAAGAGGUCAACAUUGACUACAACACCAAGAUGGCCAUCCAGAAGAACAUAGCACAGCCCACAAAGAGCUGUUUUGAAGCUGCACAGAUGAAAGUCUACAGCCUGAUGAAAAAGGACUCCUACCCCAGGUUCCUGCACUCUGACAUUUAUCUGCGUGUGACCAGGCGGAAAGGCCCCGGGGCCACCAUGUUUCGCAGAAGGUCACGCUCCUGUGUAUUCAACGAGAGAGGCGAGGCCACAACUGAACCCUCGGCCUGGUAGUUGUAACAUCACAGGUGUAGUAGCUCCCUCUGUGAAACAGAUCGCUAUAUAGGAGAUAAUCCAUGAUUUGCAGCGCAGUUGUUGAAACAUUAUGAGUGGUGCGGGGGCUUAUUAUCCACAGGUUUGCUUCUGCGGAGUGUGUUAUUUUUUGUAACUACAGGGGUGGACUAUCCCAGUUACAGAGCACCACAGCAGCAUGCCAGUGAUAUAAAAUUAAUAAUAAUUUCAAUAAUUUGACAUUUUAGGUAAUGCACUUAUUUGCUUUCUUGAACUCAAACAUGAGGAUUGAUACCACUCUCAGGUGUGUAAAUAUGAAGCUACAGACAGCAGAUGGCUAGCUUAGCUUAGCAUAGCAUAAAGACUGGAAACAGGCACUUAUUAACAUAUAUCUUUUUUUGUUCAAUCUGUACAAAAAGCAAAAGCAAAAAGGAUAUGUUGUGGUGUUAGGGGCUAUUUAUUACCCAGACACACUAACUUCCUGGAGUCUUCACUGGUUGCCUGACAACCACACAUAUGACAACAUUUAAGGAAGUUUAGCUUCCUUGUUGUUACUGCCUUUUUCCAGUGUUUAUACAAAGCAAAGCUAACUGAUAUCUACCGUACAGACACAAGAGCGAUAUUUAUCUUCUCAUCUAGCUUGUGGCAAGAAUGUGAAUAAGCAUAUUUAAGAUGUUGUACUUUUUCUUUAAGUACUGUACUACGCAGCCGAAUAACAGCUGACACCAUUAGCCUCUCAGCUACAAGAAUACAUUUAAAAAAGGUUACUAGGCCACUACGUCACAACCAUGUGGUUAUCUGAAAAUAAUGGGCACCCUCCGGCCAAUCAGAACUGACUGUUCUCUGUGGCCAAAGACACCAGAUUACUUUGCAGCACCUGCAGCAAAGAUCCAUUCUCUCUCUCAGAGGCACUGCACUGCUUCUGGAUUGAACCUGAUGAUUUCUAUAUUUUCUCAAAUUUUACAAAACUUGAAUGACAAUGGGGUGGUUGGAGACAGAAUCUCAGCUGAAGUGCCUCCAUACUACUGACAGUACCCAGCCAGCUGUACAGGCAGCCACACUGAGGCCACUCUGACUUCAGACAUGAUACACUUUGAUUGCUUUGUCUUCCAAUCUAGCAAUAGCACCUUACACAACAUUAAUACAGCCGAUAUGGCAUACAAGCUAAUUUGACCAUAUCUCAUUAAAAUGGUUUUAUGAUUUUAUCCCUCGCACUGUCCAAUCCCCUCCAGACUAACUUGGAGUGAAGGCCUGCAGCCAUAGUGACUGCAAAGCGCUGAAACUUUUUAAUGAGGGAUAUAAAUCUUUCAUUUCUGUUAUUAAUUAGAAUGUAUCCCAUUUUCACACACAGAAAAUGCAUGUGUCUUAUUUGAAUACUAAUAUUACAUCAUAUUAAUUAUGAUUGCUAUUUUUCAGAUUGCUACCAUCUAAUAUAAUUUAUGUAUUAUUAUGAUCAUAUGUGUUGCCUUGCUGUUGUAAAUGUACAUACUAUUAUAUGUGGAGUAACUCAAAUAAACACUUUCUUACAAAAAUA
This is a messenger RNA of Lates calcarifer (barramundi perch), 2378 nucleotides long. RefSeq names its product regulator of G protein signaling 18 (gene rgs18). The transcript is spliced from 5 exons. Lineage: Eukaryota; Metazoa; Chordata; Actinopteri; Centropomidae. The coding region runs from base 137 to 847 and encodes 236 amino acids. The record is from RefSeq and is a predicted model, not a curated record.